Cucumis melo (muskmelon) is the source of this 913-nucleotide messenger RNA. RefSeq names its product cysteine-rich repeat secretory protein 38-like. The record is from RefSeq and is a predicted model, not a curated record. Lineage: Eukaryota; Viridiplantae; Streptophyta; Magnoliopsida; Cucurbitales; Cucurbitaceae. The transcript has a single exon. The coding region runs from base 51 to 812 and encodes 253 amino acids.
AAACCAACCUCAAAACCUCCCUAAUAAUUUUCUUUCCUUUUCAAAUAACAAUGAUAAAUUCAAGAUCAACAAUUUUUUUUAAUCUCCUCCUAAUAACCCUCUUCCUACUUUCUCCACCAGCAUUUGGAGAUUCUCAUAAUAAUAAUAAUGCAUUUCUCUCCUAUACAUGUUCAAGCUAUGACAAUUAUUCAACCAACACCCCUUAUGCUUACAACUUGAAACAAGCCAUCUAUCAGUUGACCUCCACCGCCCCUCCCUCCGGCUUCGGCCUUACCUCCGUUGGCAACGAUUUACAAAGCCAAGUCAACGCGUUGGCUCUAUGCCGUGGAGACGUCUCGCCCACUGAUUGCAAGACCUGCAUUGAAACAGCGAGCAACGAGAUUCAACAACGAUGCCCUGAUAAAAAAGGAGGAUCAAUAUGGUAUGAUUUUUGCUUGCUAAAGUACUCCAAUAUCAAAUUCUUUGGGAAGAUUGAUAAUGGGUUUAGGUUAUACAUGUGGAAUGUUCAAGAAGCUGAAAACCCAACACUGUUUAAUGAACAAGUCAAGAACUUGCUUACUAGUUUAGUUGAACAAGUUGAAGUUACACCAAAGUUGUAUGUGAUUGGAGAAAAGGAGAUUGAAGGGUCAAAAAAAUUGUAUGGAUUGGUCCAAUGCACAAGAGAUUUGUCUACUGCUGCUUGCAAGAAAUGCCUUAAUGAUGCUGUUGCUGAACUUCCAAAUUGUUGUGAUGCCAAAAUUGGUGGAAGAGUGAUUGGUGGGAGCUGCAACUUUAGAUAUGAAAUUUACCCUAUUGUUGAUGCCCAAAAAUAGACAAUACUUUUUUUUUUUACCCUAAUUAUAUCUAUGCUACUUUUGAUGUGUUUAAUUACUUUGAUCUAAUAAAAUAGAGAAGUUUAAUUAGUUUAUUUAUC